This is a messenger RNA of Seminavis robusta, 765 nucleotides long. The record is from the annotation of a GenBank genome assembly. NCBI's taxonomy places the organism in Eukaryota, Bacillariophyta, Bacillariophyceae, Naviculales, Naviculaceae.
AUGGCAUCUACUACCGCUGAUCGAAAGAAGCAAACGGCUACCAAAGACGACGACAUGGAGGCCAAGGCCAUGGCUAACGACGGUGACACUACGACAAACAGAGAGCGCAUCGAAAUAGCAAGCGGCAGAGGAGUGUCUGACGAUGGGACUGAUGCGAAUCACGCUACUAGUGUGAGGUCCUCGUUUGCCAAAAAGUCUCUGGCCGGAUCUCACCCGGUCAUGGCGGCCAUGGCAGAGAAUGCUACUGCUGUGAAUAAUAGACCGGACAAGGUUGCCACAGAAACACCACCCUCGCUUCCAGGAGCAUAUGCAACCCCUCCGACGCACUAUCGUCCACCAAGAGCUCGGGAAGAUUCUUUUCUAUCAUCGUCACUGGUGGCUGGCAUUCAAGAAUUGCCCAGCACACCCCAGCAGUUUCGUCGGCCGUCGUCGCCCGGAGCCUACCUAGAUGUGCCCGGAUUGACGCUGCAGCGUACCCCAGAGCUCAAUUACGAAGUCAUGAGUCAAUGCAGUGACAACCAGAGUCUUCCGUCGGCACCGCAUCACGAAGUAGACAUUUCCUCUUGCGCCGACGUUACUGCGACAGAGCUCGUGGAGGCCAGUGUCGUAUCGGACAACGACGACGUCAGUUCCCAAGAUUUGCCCGCCGCAAGUCUCUUUGAUAUCGAAGCGGCCCAACGGCGACAGCAAAAACGAGAAACCAAGAGUCGCUUCUACUACAUUAUGUCGUUGGUUCUGGGAUGCCUCGUGCACCGACUGUACUAG